Molecule: messenger RNA, 1499 nt
Organism: Neopelma chrysocephalum (saffron-crested tyrant-manakin)
Lineage: Eukaryota; Metazoa; Chordata; Aves; Passeriformes; Pipridae
Gene: RNF144B
Product: ring finger protein 144B
Exons: 9
Coding region: 478-1389 (303 amino acids)
Biological process (GO): ubiquitin-dependent protein catabolic process; positive regulation of proteasomal ubiquitin-dependent protein catabolic process; protein polyubiquitination
Cellular component (GO): mitochondrial membrane; cytoplasm; ubiquitin ligase complex
Molecular function (GO): ubiquitin protein ligase activity; ubiquitin conjugating enzyme binding; zinc ion binding
Source: RefSeq, a predicted model, not a curated record
GGGUUGCGGCCAACGGUGGGAAACGGCCUCCGAAACAGGCGCUGAGGGGUGAGCUGUCCUCCUUAUUCCUGCAAAAUGUAGGGGUCGCGGGUGGCCCCAAGAGAGCCAGUUUCACUCCUACUGUACCCUGAGUUUAAGACUUACGACCUAAUCUUCGAACCUGAGAGGAGGCCAGGCUGGGCUCAUGCCUGCAGCAGGAGUCAGGAGUACUCGGACAAUACGUCAGAGGAAAGCAGCCCGAACUAGGCAGUGCUGAUAAUUUGUCCCAAAGACGUGUUGUACUGUCAGCAGUUUCUUGGCUGGUGUGAAGAGCUGUAGGUCCCAAGAAGACAAGUUGCACUGGAACUCCAGCAACGUACUGUCAAAACCACCUGCGCUGAUCUUUAAGCUGAGAUUUCUAAGCACCUGAAACCUACCCACUGGGGUAGAAGGCUGUUUUCUCACUGUUUUCUGGCUGAGUGGACUAUUAAUGACUGAAUGGGGUCUGCUGGGAAGGCUUGUCCUCACACCAUGACAGCUGAUGAGUCAGAAGCUGGAGAGCUAGCUCUGGAGCCUCUACUCACUUGCAAGCUAUGUCUCUGUGAAUAUUCCCUGGAUAAGAUGACCACUCUUCAGGAAUGCAGCUGCAUCUUUUGUACAGCGUGUCUAAAACAGUACAUGCAGCUGGCAAUUCAAGAAGGUUGUGGUUCCCCUAUCACAUGUCCAGACAUGGUAUGCUUGAACCAUGGGACUCUACAAGAAGCAGAGAUUGCCUGUUUGGUGCCUGUUGACCAGUUUCAGUUGUACAAGAGGUUGAAGUUUGAACGAGAAGUGCACUUGGACCCUCAGAGAACAUGGUGCCCCACGGCCGACUGCCAAACGGUGUGCCACAUUGCACCAAGCGAGCCUAGAGCACCGGUGCCAGUGCAGUGCCCGGCUUGCCACCUGACAUUCUGCUCCUCUUGCAAGGAGGCAUGGCACCUGCAGCACCUGUGCCGGGAAAACCAAACUGCUCCAGUCCCAACCGAGCAGGGAUCCCUUAUUGGAACAGAGACAGAGGCACCAAUUAAGCAGUGCCCAGUUUGUCGGAUCUAUAUUGAGCGAAACGAGGGCUGUGCUCAGAUGAUGUGCAAGAACUGCAAGCACACCUUUUGCUGGUACUGUCUACAGAACCUGGAUAACGAUAUCUUCUUACGACAUUACGACAGAGGCCCUUGCAGAAACAAGCUCGGCCACUCACGGGCUUCAGUGAUGUGGAACAGAACUCAGGUUGUGGGGAUCCUCGUUGGACUAGGUAUCAUAGCACUGGUGACCUCUCCCUUGCUGCUCGUGGCAUCUCCAUGCAUCAUCUGCUGCAUUUGCAAAUCUUGUCGGAGCAAAAAGAAAAAACACAGCCCACCAACAACCUAAAACUCUUUGUCUGUCUGAGUCUCCACCUGUACAACAUAUGUAUGUGAGAAAGCACAUUGGUUGUAUUUUGGUGCCACACCUACCAAAUAAUGCUCCUUUUUUUCUGCCAA